Messenger RNA from Apodemus sylvaticus (European woodmouse), 6592 nucleotides. RefSeq names its product cut like homeobox 2 (gene Cux2). Gene Ontology annotation, molecular function: DNA binding; DNA-binding transcription factor activity, RNA polymerase II-specific. The record is from RefSeq and is a predicted model, not a curated record. Bases 1 to 4452 code for a protein of 1483 amino acids. Gene Ontology annotation, biological process: regulation of DNA-templated transcription. NCBI's taxonomy places the organism in Eukaryota, Metazoa, Chordata, Mammalia, Rodentia, Muridae. The transcript has 22 exons.
AUGCUCCGAGAUCUUUCUGUUGAGUCACCGUUGCGCGAGGGCGAAAUAGCAGUGUACAUGGGGGAGAAGGAGCUUAAUUCUGUCGCCUCGGAGCUGUCUGCGCCACAGGAGGAAAGCGGGCAUUCUCCUAAACAUUUAAUUGAACUCCGCCGGGAAUUUAAGAAAGAUGUGCCAGAGGGAAUCAGAGCGAUGGUAGCUCCGGUGCUGAAAAGCUUCCAAGCUGAGGUGGUGGCUCUCAGUAAGAGAAGUCAGGAGGCAGAGGCGGCAUUCCUGAGUGUUUAUAAGCAAUUAAUUGAAGCACCAGACCCUGUCCCGUCGUUUGAGGUGGCGCGGACUCUAGACGACAGACUGCAGCGUCCCGGCUUCGACCCCAGUGGGCAAGGCCUACAAGACGUGCACAUCUCGUGGAAGAGGUGCCCAGAGCCACCCAGCGCCAGAGAGCAGGACGAGGGGGCGUGUCCCACCGGGCACACGCCAGCCAGCGCCAACUACCUGCCAGGUCCCCAGGACACCCUCGUGACAGACACCUUGCUGCAGAAGAAUGAGGCCGAGAGACAGAAGGGCCUCCAAGAAGUCCACAUCACCUUGGCAACCAGGCUGGGGCAGGCAGAGGAGAAAAUCAAGGUGUUACAUUCAGCGCUAAAGGCCACCCAGACCGAGCUGCUGGAGCUGAGGAGGAAGUACGAUGAAGAGGCUGCCUCCAAGGCCGACGAGGUCGGCUUGAUCAUGACGAACCUGGAGAAGGCCAACCAGCGAGCGGAGGCUGCCCAGCGGGAGGUGGACAGCCUGCGGGAGCAGCUGGCGUCGGUCAACAGCUCCAUUCGCCUGGCUUGCUGUUCCCCCCAGGGACCCAGUGGGGAGAAGGUGAGCUUCUCCCUGUGCUCGGGGCCCCGGCUGGAGGCCGCACUGGCCUCCAAGGACCGAGAGAUCCUGAGGCUGCUGAAGGACGCGCAGCAGCUGCGCCACUCCCUGCAGGAGCUGGAGGAGGUCUCGGCCAACCAGAUCGCUGACCUGGAGCGGCAGCUGGCGGCCAAGUCCGAGGCCAUAGAGAAACUCCAAGAAAAGCUGGAGGCCCAGGCUGACUAUGAAGAGAUCAAAACAGAGCUGAGCAUCCUGAGAGCCAUGAAGCUGGCCUCCAGCGCCUGCAGCCUCCCACAGGCGCUGGCCAAGCCUGAGGACCCGCUGCUCAUGGCCAAGGACGCCUUCUUCCCCACACAGAAGUUCCUGCUGGAGAAGCCCGCACUGCUGGCCAGCCCUGAGGAGGACCCCUCGGAGGAUGAUUCUGUCAAGGGAUCACUGGGCACGGAGCCCCCCUACCCGCCUCAGCUUCCGCCUCCCCCAGGCCCGGAAGACCCGCUGUCCCCGAGCCCCGCGCAGCCCCUGCUGGGCCCCGGCCUGGGUCCUGAUGGACCAAGGACUUUCUCGCUGUCCCCCUUCUCCAGCCUGGCACCGGGGGAGAGGCUCCCUGGGGACCCACUGCUGCCCAAGCACCUGAUGGGCCCAGCCGCCUUCAAAGGGGAACCGGGCAACCUGCUGGUGUUCCCACCCGCCUUCUACGGCGGUGCCAAGCCUCCAGCGGCUCCCGCCGCCUCCGUGCCCGGCCCCGAGCCCCCCGGGGCGCCGGAGCCUGUGGACGGGGCUGGGCCCGAGGAGGAACAGCUGGACACGGCUGAGAUCGCCUUCCAGGUGAAGGAGCAACUGCUGAAGCACAACAUUGGCCAGCGCGUGUUCGGCCACUACGUGCUGGGACUGUCGCAGGGCUCGGUGAGUGAGAUCCUGGCGCGGCCCAAGCCUUGGCGCAAACUCACGGUGAAGGGCAAGGAGCCCUUCAUCAAGAUGAAGCAGUUCCUGUCGGACGAGCAGAAUGUGCUGGCCCUGCGCACCAUCCAGGUGAAGCAGCGAGGCAGCAUCACCCCGAGAAUCCGCACACCCGAGACGGGUUCAGACGACGCCAUCAAGAGUAUCCUGGAGCAGGCCAAGAAGGAGAUUGAGUCUCAGAAGGGAGGUGAAUCCAAGAACUCCCCAGCCUCCGUGAGCAUCCCCAAUGGCACGGCCUCCUCCAGCACCUCGGAAGACGCCAUCAAGAACAUUCUGGAACAAGCCCGCCGCGAGAUGCAAGCCCAGCAGCAGGCCCUGCUGGAGAUGGAGUCGGGUCCCAGGGGCCGCUCCGUGCCUCCCUCUCCUCCGGAGCGGCCCUCGCCAGCCACCGCGAGCCAGAAUGGGGCCUUGGCCUGCGUGAAGCAGGAAGAUGGCGGCGGCAGUAGCAGUGCGCAGGCGUCGCUCGCGGUCCUGUCCCCCGCUGCCUUUGUGCAGCGGAUCAUCCGCAAGGUGAAGUCGGAGAUCGGAGACGCCGGCUACUUUGACCACCACUGGGCAUCAGACCGCGGUCUGCUCAGCCGUCCCUACGCCUCCGUGUCGCCCUCCCUCUCCUCCUCCUCCAGCUACUCGGGACAGCCCAAUGGGCGAGCCUGGCCCCGUGGGGACGAGGCAACCAUCGCCCCUGAGGACGAAGCAGCUAUGGGCGAGGACGAGGCCCCCAGGGUCGGGGAACUCAAGUCCGAGGCCGGAGUCCCCGAGGUGGGCGGCGGACGACUGCCCUACUACCCAGCGUAUGUGCCCCGCACACUCAAGCCCACCGUGCCUCCCCUGACGCCCGAGCAGUAUGAACUGUACAUGUACCGAGAGGUAGACACACUGGAGCUGACGCGCCAGGUCAAGGAGAAGCUAGCCAAGAACGGCAUCUGCCAGCGCAUCUUUGGAGAGAAGGUCCUGGGACUGUCUCAGGGCAGCGUGAGUGACAUGCUGUCCCGGCCAAAGCCAUGGAGCAAGCUGACACAGAAGGGCCGGGAGCCUUUCAUCCGCAUGCAGUUGUGGCUAUCGGACCAGCUGGGCCAGGGCCAGGCCCCAUCCCAGCAGCCCAGCGCUAGCCAGGCCAGUCCCACCGAGCUGACGUCCUCCCCAUCACCUCCCCCAAGCCCCACGGAGCCUGAAAAGACUUCCCAGGAGCCUCUGGGCCUGUCUCUGGAAAGCAGCAAAGAGAAUCAGCAGCCCGAGGGCCGGGCCGGCUCCUCCGCGGGUGGGAAGCCCCUCACAGGCGGCCAGGCUACGGGAGGCAUCCAGGAGAUGGUGGCCAUGUCCCCAGAGCUGGACACAUACUCCAUCACCAAGAGAGUCAAGGAGGUCCUCACGGACAACAACCUAGGGCAGCGGUUGUUCGGUGAGAGCAUCCUGGGACUGACACAGGGCUCCGUGUCAGACCUGUUGUCGAGGCCCAAGCCCUGGCACAAGCUGAGCCUGAAGGGCCGGGAGCCCUUCGUGCGCAUGCAGCUGUGGCUGAGCGACCCCCACAACGUGGAGAAGCUCCGGGACAUGAAAAAGCUGGAGAAGAAAGCCUAUCUGAAGCGCCGCUACGGCCUCAUCAGCACAGGCUCGGACAGUGAGUCACCGGCAGCGCACUCCGAGUGCUCCAGCCCGUGUCUGCAGCCACAGGAGUUGAGCCUCAUGCAGGCCAAGAAGCCACGUGUGGUGCUGGCACCGGCCGAGAAGGAGGCUCUGCGGAAGGCCUACCAGCUGGAGCCCUACCCCUCGCAGCAGACCAUAGAGCUGCUCUCCUUCCAGCUCAACCUCAAGACCAACACCGUCAUCAACUGGUUCCACAACUACAGGUCCAGGAUGCGCCGUGAGAUGCUGGUGGAGGGAACACAGGAGGACCCAGACUUUGACCCAAGUGGGGGUCCCAGUGUCCUGCCGCCAGGCCACACCCACAUCGAGCCCACCCCGCAGAGCCCCGACUCAGAGACUGAGGACCAAAAGCCCCCCAUGAAGAGCCUGGAGCUGCAGGAACCUGAGAGCCCCCUACCCGGAGCUGCUCCAGCCAGGGCUCUGGUAAAGAUCAAACAGGAAGAGGGGUCGGAGGUAGGUGGGGCCGGCCAGCCCCAGGACGGAGGGGAUCCAGACAGAGGGCAAGAUGUUCCCAAAGAGGAGCAUGCUCACCCCCUGGGGACCAGCGAACUCUCAGAGCUGGCCCCUGGGCCCUUCCUUCCAGACACACCCAAUCCAGACUGUCCAUCAUUGCACAACCCCCAAGAAAAGGAGACAGGGGAACAGCUUCACUCAGAGCCUCUGAGUUUCAAGUCCACCUCUGAAUCCUCCUGCUGCAGCCUAGAAGAGCCACCGAAUUCUCCCUCUGCCAUCUCCUCACCGGACCUCACAACAUGUGUGUCACCCGCCCCCUCCUCCUCGGCCCCCAUCUCCCCAUCCCUACCUGGCGCCCCACCUGCCAAAGAGCUGAGUCCUAGCCCCACUACUGACACAGCUGCAGCCUUGCACCCCAGCACUAAGGUGAACCCCAACUUGCAGCGGCGGCAUGAGAAAAUGGCCAACUUGAACAAUAUAAUCUACCGACUGGAGAAGGCUGCCAACCGGGAAGAGGUUCUGGAGUGGGAAUUCUGAAGCUGGGGGGGUGAGGGAUAUGACCCCGGAGGUCACCUUCCCUCCCUCCCUCCCUCCCUCCCCCAGAUGUGGUGGGGCCCAGAGAGGCAAGAACUCAGCCGUGCAGAUGUGGACAACAAUGUUAAGCCGUUUACGUUUAUUGUUGUAUCACUAGUUACCUGAAGUGUGUGAGCGGAUGCCGCCGCCUCUCCUCUCUGACAGCCCUGCUUUAGGAGGCACUGGAAUCCUGCCCUCAUCCUCUCCCCCAUGGGAAGGCAGGACCAAAACGUACCACAUUCUCACUCAAAAACUCCAAACUCUUUUAGAAAAAUAAAGAAAUAUUUAUAGACCUCUUUCAGCUAUUUUAAUAAAGGAUCCUUUGGAAUUUAUCCCCAGCCGAUGCUGUUUUGAUAUUAAAGAGAGUUAUAAAAUCAGAUGCUGCUGUCACUGCUGUUGUGGAGCAGACACAGAAGCUGUGUCUUUUUUUUUUUUUUCCUUCCUUUUUGCCAUGAGAUGAGAUUAAAAGAAGACGAUUGUUCAAAGCCAUCACAAAACAGUAAGACGGACCAAAUUCAGAGAACCCUUAGACUGCGGGUUUGGUUGGUUCUUUUUUGGCCCUCACAUCUGUCUGUGAGACACGGCACAGUGCCAGUGCCCUUCCAGAAGCUGUGUGGCAAAGAGAAAGUCCAAAAGACUCUAAAUGAAAACCUGGGUGCUGCUGAGGAUGGGACCAUGCUGGAGGGCUGUCUGCAGCCGCCACGUCACAGGUGACUGGUGGAAAUGCUGUGGUGUGUCCCCCAAAGGCCUCCAUACCCUGAGUUAGAAGCUUUCUGUCCUGAACGAGUACAGACAACACUGUCUCCAGAACCUUUGGAAAGCUGAGUGCGUGAGGGGAGUGUUGCUCAAAGAGAAAUGCUAAUGUCGCGUGACCCUGGCUCCCAUCCUGAAUCAUGACUGUGCUUACAAGGCUUCCCCUACGAUCUGAGCCAGGUUCUUCAUUCCAGAGGACCCUGUGGCUUCCAUCUUCCUUCCUUGUUUCCAGAAAGGGCAAGUGUUAGUUCACCAUAGCCCGCCGUCAUCCCCCCACCCCCUUCCGCAAAGCUUAGCAACUCGCCCCAAACCCUAGAUGCACCCAGUCAGAAACCUCAGCUCCUCUCUCUCCGUCUUCUUUUUCAUCGGUGCCAUCCCUGGAAGGUGUGCAUGGGACUGAGGAACUUGGUACGGCCGAUGUCACCACAGCCUGGCCGCCAUAUCCCAGUCUCUUGGUCUGUUCUCUUUGUCUACACAAGAUCUGCUUGGUAUUGAAGCUAGGACCUCCCUCAACUCCAACUCAGGAGCAAUCUUCCUCCAACAUCCCGGUUGAGAUCUCCAGAGGGACAAAGGUCCUGUUGGAUGAGGCGGCCUCCGUAUCUACCGAUGGAUCUCCAGUUUCUUACCUUUUUCCCUUUUUUUUUCCUCCCCAAACUGUGGAAGCUGAAACCGUGACUGAUGAUGUAUGAGUGGCCAUCUUUGUGGCCAUUCCAGUGCUUGAGGGAAAAAAAAGGUCGCUCCCUGCAGUGACUCUCAUGUGAGCCAAAAGGUUUCCAGAAAAGGGGAAAAAAUAAGGAAUGUUCCAGAACUUACAACUCUCAUGCGCCCAGCCCAGGCUGCAGACGGUCACCGUCAAACAGGCCCUGGAAAACCUCCUUUUCCACACAUAAUCCUGGCUAUGCAUCGAGAAGUUUUCCACUAUAUACAUUUUUAUCCAGAGGAGGGUAUUUUUAUAUUUUGACACUAGAAAACCGUGCUGAGUUUUCUGAGUAAUCCAUUCUGGGACAAACAAAGCCUGUCUCAGUCUCCAGCCGCCCCAAGUUGUGACACACCCAACAGGGAGAGCGCGUUUCUUUUCACCUUGAAACUCCACGUUGAUUCAAUGCACUGCGACACACACACAGUCGACGCUCGGCAGAAUUCACCACGGCUUUGGCUUCAGUGUGACAGUAUUUUGGUGUGACCUUUGAACAAGAAAUGGUUGUGCGGAAGCCCAUGGAUCUGCAAACAGAUCCAUCCAGUUCACAUCCUACAAUGGUUUAAAAAGAGAACACACACACACAUACACACACACACACACACAAACUGUUUCUAUGAGAUUGAUGAACUUUGUCUAAAAUUUAAAAAAAAA